Rotaria sp. Silwood2 is the source of this 240-nucleotide messenger RNA. NCBI's taxonomy places the organism in Eukaryota, Metazoa, Rotifera, Eurotatoria, Philodinida, Philodinidae. The record is from the annotation of a GenBank genome assembly.
UUUAAACAUGAUUUUAUUUAUGCUUUAAUUGUCUUAUUAUUUACUAUGUCACAUGGCUAUUGUAAUUCAAUUAAUAUGAUGUAUGCACCAAGACGUGUUCAUGCUCAAUUAAGUAGUACUGUUGGAGCACUUAUGCUUAUGGCAUUGACAUCUGGUAUAUUCGUUGGUUCAGUGUUAUCUUAUGGUGUUGUGGCUUUGUAUGGCGAUGAUAAAGCACCAAAUAAUCUAUUUUUCCAAUAA